AUGUUGGUGAUAAACAGGCUGCUGAUCUGGUGUGGUCAAACUGCCUUACAAGCACUGAAGAGAAAAAAGAGAUAUGAGAAACAGUUGAGUCAAAUUGAUGGGACACUUUCGACCAUUGAGUUCCAGAGAGAGGCAUUGGAAAAUUCCCACACCAACACAGAAGUGCUCAAGAACAUGGGUUAUGCUGCACAAGCCAUGAAAAAAGUGCAUGAAAAUAUGGACUUGAACAAAAUUGAUGAUUUGAUGCAGGAUAUCACUGAACAGCAAGAUGUUGCCCAGGAAAUUUCAGAUGCUAUCUCAAACAGAGCUGGCUUUGGUGAUGAGUUUGAUGAGGAUGAGCUGAUGGCAGAAUUAGAAGAAUUGGAGCAAGAAGAAUUGAACAAGGGAAUGAGAAAUGUCAGACUGCCAAGUGUUCCGUCCACAUCGCUGCCUUCUCGCCCUGCAUCGACCAGGAAGAGAGCGGAGGAUGAAGAUGAAAUGAAGAAGCUGGCUGCCUGGGCUUCAUAA
This is a messenger RNA of Eurypyga helias (sunbittern), 507 nucleotides long. It is a transcript of the gene CHMP4C, whose product is annotated as charged multivesicular body protein 4C. The record is from RefSeq and is a predicted model, not a curated record. Gene Ontology annotation, biological process: late endosome to vacuole transport via multivesicular body sorting pathway; vesicle budding from membrane. The transcript has 5 exons. NCBI's taxonomy places the organism in Eukaryota, Metazoa, Chordata, Aves, Eurypygiformes, Eurypygidae. Gene Ontology annotation, cellular component: ESCRT III complex; multivesicular body; cytoplasmic side of plasma membrane. The coding region runs from base 1 to 507 and encodes 168 amino acids.